Molecule: messenger RNA, 1761 nt
Organism: Rhinocladiella mackenziei CBS 650.93
Lineage: Eukaryota; Fungi; Ascomycota; Eurotiomycetes; Chaetothyriales; Herpotrichiellaceae
Exons: 3
Coding region: 1-1761 (586 amino acids)
Biological process (GO): L-valine biosynthetic process
Cellular component (GO): acetolactate synthase complex; mitochondrion
Molecular function (GO): magnesium ion binding; thiamine pyrophosphate binding; acetolactate synthase activity
Source: RefSeq, a predicted model, not a curated record
AUGGCGGAGGAUUACACGACGUCCACGGCUUUGCUUGAAGCGCUUGAACUGGCGGGAGUCUCACACCUGUUCUUGAACGUGGGGAGCGAUCAUCCAGCAAUUCUUGAGGCUAUAUCGAAGCAACAUGCCGAAGGCAAGCCGAAGAAGAUACGAUUCAUCACUGCGCCGCACGAGUUUGUCGGACUCUCAGCGGCACAAGGAUUUUUCCAGGCCAGUGGAAAGAUGCAAGCUAUUUUAGUGCAUGUCGAUGCGGGAACGCUUUCCAUGGGAGGAGCUAUUCACAACGUGUCCCGGGCACGGAUACCUGUUCUCAUGUUAGCAGGAACGUCUCCUAUUACGGAUGAAGGCGAGGCGGUAGGAAGUCGAAAUGAGUUCAUCCAUUCGAUACAAGACACCAUCGACCAGAGAGGCAUCACCCGUGGAUAUACCGUCUACGAGAACGAGAUAAGAACUGGCAAGAACGUGAAGCAGCUCAUCCUCCGGGCGAGUCAAUUGGCUCAGAGCGAGCCACCGGGCGCUGCGUAUUUGAUGGCGUCUCGCGAAUGUCUGGAAGAGAGGAUCAGCCCCUACGAUAUUGACGCUACCAAGUGGAAACCCAUCGCGCCGUCGGCAUUAUCGCCGGCCAGUCUUGAAACAAUCGGAGAAGCGUUACUCAACGCCUCCCGUCCAGUUGCCGUCACGACCUAUCUCGGAAGAGACCCUCAUGCGGUGACGAGCUUUGUGAAACUGGCUGAAUCUUUAGGAAUCGCCGUCCUGGAAGCCUUACCAAGCCAUUUGAACUUCCCCCACGACCAUCCUCUGUACCUGGGGAAUCAUUGGAGUGGACCGCCGGAUUCUGUGCUGCACGAUGCAGACGUGGUUCUUGUCAUUGAUUGUGACGUGCCAUGGAUCAAAACCCAGUUCAAACCCCCCACCAAUGCUCGUGUUUAUCAUAUCGACGUCGAUCCGCUUAAAGUCCAAAUGUCUCUAUUCCACAUUGAUACGGACCUCGCAUGUCAAGCCAACUCACGGACUGCCGUCGAACAACUCUACCAUUAUGUUUCAAGUCAUCCCACAGUCACGGACCGUGAAGACAAGGUCCGGUCGCGGGUGCAGGACUUGGAAAAAAGGCACCGGGAGUAUGCUACGAACUUCGCGUCUCUGGAAGGCGUGCCCGAGAAAGACCACAUUCUAACGCCUCAUUACGUCCUAUCACGAUUGAGAAGCUACCUCGACGAAGAAACCAUCAUCCUGAACGAAGGAAUUUCAAACUAUAGACCGGUGGCAGAUGUGCUCAAGCUAUCCAAGCCGGGCUCGUACUUCACGUCUGGGGCGACGGCGCUGGGUUGGCACGGAGGCGCUGCGAUCGGUGCUAAGCUUGCGCAACCAACGAAGACCGUCGUUGCUAUCACGGGGGAUGGGACCUUUUUGUUUUCCAUCCCGUCCACGGUCCAUUGGAUGGCACGAAGAUAUGAUGCGCCUUUCCUUACGUUAAUCCUGAACAACAAGGGCUGGAAGAGCCCCAUGUUGAGCGCUAUUGCAGUGCAUAAAAACGGUUACUCCAGCAAGGUGCAAAGUGAUGACCUGCACGUUACCUUUGAUCCUCCAAGUGAUUAUGCUCAAAUUGCCGUGGCCGCGGGUGCAGGAUAUGGUGCUACCGUCAAGAGCACAUCCGAACUGGACGAUGUGCUGGAGAAAGGUCUGAAGACUGUUCGUGAAGGACGUGCGGCUGUUAUUGAUGUGUGGUUACCUAAGUUCCGGGUUGGAGACCCCGUCGGAUGA